AUGACUAGUAACAUACCUGAUCUUUCAAAUGCAUCAACUGCAAUUUCUGGUACUCUUUCCGAUGUCAAAAAACAACGCCGACAGCUCCAACAAGACGCAAAUCUCCUAUCAAAUAGAAUAAAGCUUCUCCAAAUGGAAGAAGAACGAACAUGAAAAAAGAUCGAGGAAGCCAAAAAAAGAAAAAUCCAAAUUGAAGAAAUAAAAAAACGUAAAGAAAACCAGCUAAAAGAAAGAGAAAGCAUAAGAAUGAUCCGAGAACAAAACCGCAUUAAAGCUCAAGAACAGAUUCAAAAACUUAAAUUUCAUAGAAGCAUCGGCAAAGAAAAGAGGAAAGAAGAAUUAUGAAGCGAUAAAAAAGUUGCUUACAAGAGCGGAAGAGAAUGAAGGGAGUUUAGUAUGAAGCAAAAAAGAGACAUCAUUAAUUCUAUUCGAGAAGAAAAUCACCAAAAUGCAUUGAAAAUCAAAGUUGAAGAAAAUCAUCAUAAAAUUAAAAUUAAAAAACGAGAAGAAAUCAGAGGUGAAGAAAACAAAGAAGACUAUUUGAGAAGAAUAAAGCAAGAAGAAGCAGCGAAGAAAGAACUGGAACAAAAAGUCAUGGAAAUGGAGUUGCUGGAAAUGGAAUUGAUAAGGCGCUUGCAGCAUACUCAAUUAAUACAAAAGGAUGCUAUUUCUGAGCUAGAAAGUGCAAUCUCAAAGAAGCAAUCAUCUUCUGUGACAGAUAGAUAA
Blepharisma stoltei is the source of this 726-nucleotide messenger RNA. The record is from the annotation of a GenBank genome assembly. Lineage: Eukaryota; Ciliophora; Heterotrichea; Heterotrichida; Blepharismidae.